AUGGGUUCAAAAAUUUCAAGUCCAGAGCUCUCCAUUUCUCCACCACCUUCAAGCGGCCAUCUUCUCCAGUCCAGAGGUAUGACCUCGGCAGCUUCCCACUAUAAAGGUCCUGCGUCCCUUCCUUCGGAUUACGCUUUGUUAUCGCGCUAUGCUGCCCGCAAUACGCUCACUGAACAGAACACCCAACGAGCAAACGAUAGAACCGACGAAGAAUCUGACGACGAAUGCGAUACUCUACACGAUGUUUCAAGAGGCGAUGGCUCCGAGCACUGGAGUGUUCCUCGUCGUCGACGGCCCUCAAGAGUUUCAAGAGUUGCAAUAGGUCCUCACACCGAGGUCGCCAUCGAACGUGUCGUCGUUCCACGGGUGUGUUCGAACGAAAAUACUCCGCUUCUCAACCCACCGCGGAUUGCUGAAGACUUGGAGCGAAAUGAUCGCACCCCACAAGAAAGCUCCGUCCAAAUGUUUUGUGAUGAAUUACGGAUCUUGACAAAGUAUUCGAUGCCUGUGUUUUGCACACAUCUUUUAGAGUUCUCCCUUGUCAUUUCUUCUGUUCUCACAAUCGGGCAUCUAUCCACCAAAGCUUUGGCAGCUAUAACUAUCGGAUCGAUGACCGCAAAUGUAACAGCACUCAGUAUCAUUCAAGGGCUUACCAGUGCGCUUGAUACCGUUCUACCCUCUGCCUGGACGUCUUCUCAACCCCAUCUCGUUGGAUUGUGGGCCCAAAGAAUGGGCGUUAUUAUCGCUGUCGCGAUCAUUCCAAUGCUGACGAUUUGGUUCAAUGCCGAGGCGAUCUUACUCGCUUUAAAACAGGAUCCGGAAGUCGCUCACCUUGCUGGAGUAUAUUUGAAAUGGUUGUCACCGGCUCUACCAGCGUAUGGUUUUAACUUGGUUAGUCGGCGGUAUUAUCAAUCACAAGGUCUCUUUACCGUCCCUACGCGUAUCAUUUUCGUGGUAGCUCCUAUCAAUGCGUUCUUGAACUAUGUACUCGUUUGGGGACCCGAACCUAUCCGUCUGGGUUUCAUUGGAGCUCCCAUUGCCUCCGCCAUAUCGUUCAAUCUCAUAUCCCUCAUCUCGUUGACAUAUGGCGUGUUUUUCGUACCCAGGACGGCUUGGUAUCCUAUCUCCAAACGGACGUUUACGAGCUUGGGUGCUUUGGUACAUUUGGGGCUCGGUGGCGUCGGGCAGACUGCUUCAGAAUGGUGGGCUUGGGAAUUGGCCGGUCUUGCGGCUUCCUUAAUCAGUCCAGUAGCUCUUGCUAGUCAAUCCGUGCUUCUAGCCUCUUCAUCGGCAACCUUUCAAGCUCCGUUUGCGCUCGCUGUCGCUACCUCUGUUCGCAUUGGGAAUCUGCUUGGAGAAAAAAGAGCACGACGAGCAGGAGUUGCGGCCAAGGCGGGGCUCGUUAUUGCGUUUGUCAUUUCAAUAGUGUGGAGCCUUAUGUUCUUUGUCUUCCGAGAUCAAUGGUCGUAUAUCUUCAAUGACGAUCCGGAGGUCGCGGCACAGGUUUCCUCUACGCUUCCGCUGGUCGCUUUAUUCCAAGUGUUUGAUGGAAACGCGGCCGUAACGGGUGGUAUAUUGAGAGCAAGGGGAAAACAAGUCAUCGGUGCAUUGUUGAAUCUGACCGGAUACUAUGUCAUUGGCAUUCCUUUUGGAAUUUGGCUAGCAUUCAGUUGGAAUCUCGGUCUCCACGGAUUAUGGAUCGGUCUCACGAUUUCGUUAGUUUUUUCUGCGGUAUUCGGGACGGCGUUGUGUUUGAGAACGGAUUGGGAUCAUGAGGUGACGAAGGUGAUAGAGCGAGUUGCUCAAGAACACAAAGCGACUGAAAAUGACCGGUAA
This is a messenger RNA of Marasmius oreades (fairy-ring Marasmius), 1836 nucleotides long. RefSeq lists its product as uncharacterized. Gene Ontology annotation, biological process: xenobiotic detoxification by transmembrane export across the plasma membrane. The transcript has 14 exons. Gene Ontology annotation, cellular component: membrane. Gene Ontology annotation, molecular function: xenobiotic transmembrane transporter activity; antiporter activity. The record is from RefSeq and is a predicted model, not a curated record. Lineage: Eukaryota; Fungi; Basidiomycota; Agaricomycetes; Agaricales; Marasmiaceae. The coding region runs from base 1 to 1836 and encodes 611 amino acids.